Molecule: messenger RNA, 702 nt
Organism: Benincasa hispida (wax gourd)
Lineage: Eukaryota; Viridiplantae; Streptophyta; Magnoliopsida; Cucurbitales; Cucurbitaceae
Source: RefSeq, a predicted model, not a curated record
AUGAGGGUCGCUGAAGGAUCAUAUGCUAUUGUUAGGGCAUAUGGCGAGGCACUUAAGCUUGCAAAUCCAGGUACGAUAUUUGAGGUUGAAGUGGAGGACAGACAAUACUUUAAGUACAUCUUCAUGGCACUUGGUCAAUGUAUCAGGGGUUUUUUGAACUACAUCUACCCAGUAAUCGUUGUUGAUGGGACCCAUUUGUAUGAGAAAUACAAAGAUACGUUGUUAAUAGCAACGUGUAUCGAUGGCAAUAACAACAUAUAUCCUAUCGCCUUCAGUACUGUAGAUGGUGACAACGAUACAUCAUGGACUUGGUUCAUGAUUCAUUUGAAGGAUUCAAUGGGAGACAUUCCAAAUUUAGUGAUUAUAUCAGAUUGUCAUAUCUCAAUUGCAAAAGUUGUUACAUGUAUGUUCCUUGAUGCAUUUCAUGCUUUAUGUAUGUACCAUGUUCGAAACAAUUUGGUUGACAAAUUCAAGAAUAAAGACAUAAUCUCAUACUUCUACCUAGCAAUGAAAGUUUAUAGAAUGUCUGAGUUUCAGAUGUAUUGGGCUAAGCUCCAUCAAUAUACUGAUGUGACGACCUAUCUUGAGGAGGUUGGAUUACAAAGGUGGGCAAGGGUUUAUCAAGUUCAUUACAGGUAUGAUAAGAUGACGAAAAAUAUAGUAGAAUGCCUCAAUGAAGUGUUGAAAGUGAAGGAACUCUAA